GCUUUUAACAACUUCGGGACAACCAGUCAACCCUCAUUCAUUCUUUCCCAAUUCUCACCAAUUCAACCUAAAACCCUAAAUUCCAUAUACUCUCUCUUUCUAGGUUGAGUGUCCCCUUCAAUUCUGCACCGAAUUUCACUUUUUGAUGGAGAAAAAGUUAUACAAUUAAUACACAGAAGCUUCUUACUUCAACAAACUACCCUUCUCUUUUCAAGCCUUCAAAGUUGUUGAGAAAAUGGGAAAUUUUCUGAACGCCUUUACCUUAAAUCCCCCACAAUUCUCAACCGUCUUAGUAUGGUUUGUUCAAUCAAUUCAUUACGACAAUGUGGGAUUCUCUUGGAAACCUCUUCGUGAGGACGCAGGAUAAUGACGAUGAAGCGCUCAAAUUGGCUGCAUUGCAGAGGUCUCCGACUUUUGUUAGGGCUAGAACUUCUGUGUUUAGGAAUUUCGGAGGUGAGUUUACUCUUGUUGAUGUUAGUAAGCUUGAUGCUGAAGAGAAGAAGGUGGUGUUGGAUAAGUUGGUGCAUACAGUGAACUCGAACCCUGGGUUGUUCUUUGAUAGGAUUCGACAGCGAUUCGAUAAUGUUGAUCUCAAAUUUCCAAAAGUGGAGGUGCGAUUUGAAAACCUGGAGAUAGAUGCAUUCAUUCAUGUUGGGAGCAGAGCUUUACCCACCUUGCCAAAUUCUGUAUAUAACAUGAGUGAGGCUUUCUUGAGGAAGUUGAGGAUUUUUCCUGGCAGAAGAAAGAAAUUAAGCAUUUUAAAUGAUGUUAGUGGCAUCAUUAGGCCUUCAAGAUUGACUCUCCUCUUGGGUCCCCCAAGCUCUGGGAAAACAACACUGCUUUUGGCACUUGCAGGACGCCUUGGGAAUGGAUUAAAGUUAUCUGGAAAGAUCACAUAUAAUGGACAUGAAUUAAACGAAUUUGUGCCUCAAAGAACUUCUUCAUAUGUUAGUCAGAAAGAUUGUCAUAUGGCUGAGAUGACAGUUAGAGAGACUCUUCAAUUUGCAGAAUCUUGUCAAGGUUUUGGUUAUAAGCAAGAUAUGAUUAUGGAGCUUCUAAGAAGAGAAAAGAAUGCUGGAAUUAGACCCGAUGAAGAUCUUGAUAUAUUUAUAAAGACAGUGGCACUUGGAGAAGAUAAGACGAGUCUUGUUGUGGAAUACCUUAUAAAGAUUUUAGGAUUGGAUAUAUGCACAGAUACACUAGUAGGAGAUGAGAUGCGUAAAGGGAUAUCUGGAGGUCAAAUGAAACGGUUGACUUCAGGAGAACUACUAGUAGGGCCCUCAAGGGUUCUUUUCAUGGAUGAGAUAUCAACAGGGCUAGAUAGUUCAACCACAUAUCAAAUCAUCAAAUAUCUUAAGCACUCAACUCGUGCCCUUGAUGGGACAGCUGUCAUCUCCUUAUUGCAACCAGACCCUGAGACAUUUGAGCUUUUUGAUGACUUGAUUUUAUUAUGUGAAGGUCAAAUUGUAUACCAAGGACCUCGUAAUGCUGCUCUUGGUUUCUUUGCUUCUAUGGGCUUUCAUUGCCCAAAGAGGAAAAACGUUGCAGAUUUUCUUCAAGAGGUUACAUCAGUAAAAGAUCAAGAACAAUAUUGGGCACUCGAUGAACAUUACACUUAUGUUUCAAUUGAGAAGUUUGUAGAAGCAUUUCAAUCAAAUUUCCUUGGUCGAUCUUUAUCACGUGAUUUAUCUCUUCCAUUUAAUACACAUCAUAAUCAUCCAUCAGCUCUUUCUACCUCCACCUAUGGUGUUAACAGAAUGAAGCUACUCAAAAUUAGCUUUUCAUGGCAGAUGUUGCUUCUAAAACGUGAUUCAUUUGUUUAUGUCUUCAAAUACUUUCAACUUAUGUUGGUUGUUAUAAUCAUGACAAGUGUGUUUUUUCGUACAACAAUGCAUCAUAAUUCACUUGAAGAUGGAGGUGUUUAUCUUGGAGCUCUUUACUUUGCAAUAGUUAUGAUUUUGUUUAAUGGAUUCAUGGAAGUUCCAAUGUUGAUAGCUAAACUUCCUGUUAUCUACAAGCAUAGAGAUUUACACUUCUACCCCUGUUGGGUUUACACACUUCCUUCAUGGAUUUUAAGUAUUCCAUCAUCAAUUAUAGAAUCCGGUGUUUGGGUAAUUGUCACAUACUAUCUUGUUGGGUUUGAUCCUCAAUUUUCUAGAUGUUUGAAGCAGUUUGGAUUGUAUUUCUCUUUGCAUCAAAUGUCAAUAGGGCUUUUUCGUAUGAUGGGAUCUUUAGGAAGAAAUAUGAUAGUUGCAAAUACUUUUGGAUCUUUUGCUAUGUUGGUUGUUAUGGCACUUGGAGGAUUCAUACUUUCUAGAGAUAGCAUUCCUGCUUGGUGGAUUUGGGGUUAUUGGGUUUCCCCUUUGAUGUAUGCUCAAAAUGCGGUUUCUGUGAAUGAAUUUUUAGGAGAUACUUGGGAUAAGGCAAGUGGAAACAACACAAACAUUCCUUUAGGGACAUUGUUAUUAAAAGUGAGAAGCUUGUUUCCGGAAGAUUAUUGGUAUUGGAUUGGAAUUGGGGCUUUACUUGGUUACACUAUUCUAUUCAACAUUCUCUUUACUUUGUUCCUUACAUAUCUCAAUCCUAUUGGAAAUCAACAAGUGGUUAUCCCUCGGGAAAAUACAAAGUCACAGAAGAAAAGAAAUGGGCUUGUAUCCGCUAUUAUUGAGUUAAAAGAUUACCUACAAUGUUCACCAUCAUAUCCAGAUACUGAAGUCCAAAACCAAAGAGGAAUGGUUCUUCCAUUUCAAGCUCUCACAAUGACCUUCCGGAACAUUAGUUAUUACGUGGACAUCCCAGGGGAGUUGAAGCAACAAGGUCUAUCAAAUGACAAAUUACAAUUGUUAGUGAAUGUAACCGGAGCAUUUAGGCCAGGUGUCCUCACGGCAUUGGUUGGUGUUAGUGGUGCUGGUAAAACUACCCUUAUGGAUGUUUUAGCAGGUAGAAAAACGGGUGGGCAUAUCUCGGGUCAAAUAUUUGUUUCAGGGUACCCAAAAAAUCAAGAAACAUUUGCUAGGGUUUCUGGUUAUUGUGAGCAGAAUGAUGUUCAUUCCCCAUGUUUGACUGUUCAUGAAUCAUUAAUAUUUUCGGCUUGGCUUCGAUUACCUUCUGAUAUCAACAUGGAAACAAGAAGGGAGUUUGUAGAAGAGGUUAUGGAGCUUGUUGAACUGAAUCCACUAAAAGGUGGUUUAGUUGGGUUACCUGGUGUAGAUGGAUUAUCAACAGAACAAAGAAAAAGACUAACAAUUGCUGUUGAAUUAGUUGCUAAUCCUUCUAUUGUCUUCAUGGAUGAGCCUACUUCUGGACUCGAUGCUAGAGCUGCUGCCAUUGUUAUGAGAACUGUCAGAAAUAUUGUCAACACUGGUCGCACCAUUGUUUGCACCAUUCAUCAACCCAGCAUUGAUAUUUUUGAAUCAUUCGAUGAGUUGUUACUCAUGAAACAUGGGGGGAAGCUCAUAUAUGCUGGACCUUUGGGCACCGGGUCCCACAAAGUUAUUCAGUUUUUUCAGGGAGUAAAAGGAGUUUCCAAGAUCAGAGCUGGAUAUAAUCCUGCUGCAUGGAUUCUUGAGGCCACUUCAACAACAGAAGAAAAUCGCCUUGGUGUAGACUUUGCUCAAGUUUAUCGUGAAUCAGAUCUAUAUCUGCAAAACCAAGAAUUAGUUGAUAACUUAAGCAAACCAGAUAGAAAGUCAAAGCUGUUGACCUUCCCAACCAAAUAUUCUCAAACAUUCAUAGGCCAGUUUUUCGCAUGCCUUUGGAAACAAAAUCUAUCGUACUGGCGGAACCCACAAUAUACAGCUGUACGCUUUUUCUACACAGUCAUCAUCUCAUUAAUGUUCGGGACCAUGUGCUGGAAAUUCGGUACUAAAAGGGAAACACAACAAGACAUUUUUAAUGCAAUGGGAUCCAUGUAUGCAGCAGUCUUAUUCAUCGGAAUCACCAACGCCUCUUCCGUCCAACCAGUUAUUUACGUCGAACGCUCCGUUUCCUAUCGCGAAAGGGCGGCCGGAAUGUAUUCCGCCUUACCAUUUGCAUUUGCGCAGGUUGCAAUAGAGUUUCCGUACGUGUACGUACAGUCGCUCGUAUACAGUGUUAUCUUCUACUUUCUAGCUUCGUUCGAAUGGAAUAUGAUGAAGCUUUUUUGGUACGUAUACUUCAUGUUCUUCACGUUGCUGUACUUCACUUUCUUUGGAAUGAUGACAAUCGCUGUCACCCCCAACCACAACAUCGCCGCCAUAGUUGCCGCCCCUUUUUACAUGCUUUGGAAUCUUUUUAGCGGAUUCAUGGUUGUCCGAAUGAGGAUUCCUAUAUGGUGGAGAUGGUAUUAUUGGGCUAAUCCAGUGGCUUGGAGUUUAUAUGGGCUGCUGACAUCACAAUAUGGAGAUGUGAAUGAUCUUUUGAAACUUGCUGAUGGGUCCCAUUCAGUUCCAUUGAAACAGUUUCUUGAAGAUCAGUUUGGUUACAGACAUGAAUUUUUAGGUGUUGCUGCAACUGCUGUGGUGGGUUUCUGUUUGCUUUUUGCACUUGUGUUUGCGUUUACAAUGAAAUCGUUCAACUUUCAAAGGAGAUGAAGGCUUUUAAUGGAUCUUGGCUCUAACAAAUGAGCUCGAAUAAUGCAAUUUUGUUUCAACAUAAAUAUACGAAAAAAGACUAGUGGAAGGAUCACGUACAGAUGAUAAAGGAUAAAUCCAACGAUAAUAAUUAUACCUUUUAUAAUUUGAACAAUAUUUUGGGUUUGAGUUUUAGAGGGAUUUAUGUAUUGUGGCUAUUUGUAUAUGGUACUGAAAUGGAUUUUAGGGUUAAGUCAUGUGAUAUCAAGAUUUUAAGUAAGUGUUCGAAACUAGAAUUUUAUAAGAUCG
Lactuca virosa is the source of this 4859-nucleotide messenger RNA. The record is from the annotation of a GenBank genome assembly. Lineage: Eukaryota; Viridiplantae; Streptophyta; Magnoliopsida; Asterales; Asteraceae.